CGGAGGCUUUGAGCUGCCCAGGAGAAUUGUGUCAAGCCUCUGAGCUUCUAAUUCUCCUCUCGGCCAGGAUUCCCCCUCCGCCAACAAUGACUGUUGUUCGUCGUGGUCCGUAGAUUGUUCAGGAUUCCCACCUGAUUUGCGUGUCCACCUGUUCGUCGAGAUGCCCGACAAAAGGCCACUGGAUCCACUGCAGCCGGUUCUCUACAUAGAACACUGUCGCUAUCGACAGAUAUAUAGGAAAAGGGCUCUGCAUCUCCACUCCUCGCUGGCGGAAGCUCUGAGUGCCAUCCAGCCAAAGGUUAAGCUCCAGCUAAGGAUCAACGACAGAGGCCCUCCUCAGGAUGGAUCCUUUGAGGUGGCGAUUGCACCGCACCCCACUGAAGAUCCUUCGGGGCGCCAGAGUGUGUGGACGGGGCUGAGGAGAAUGCCAAGUGCAUCAAAGGUUCCACAUGUGGAUGACAUCAUCACCCCGGUUUGUUUCGCCUUGAAACUUAGGGACCCCCACAAGGAAUCACAUCGAAGGAUGUUGACCAAUCUACGGCACAACGAGGGCAGUCGGGCCAGGAGAAGGGAGUUCCACUAAAUCUUUAAAGUUAUUCCUGUUAAGACAUUAACUGCAGUGAAAAAAAAUUUUUUUUUUUUUUUAAUUUCGUUAGCCAGCAGAAGCAAAUGCUUAUUAAACUGAAUAAAGAACUUAAAGCAGA
Messenger RNA from Drosophila ficusphila, 704 nucleotides. Its product is annotated as selenoprotein BthD. The record is from RefSeq and is a predicted model, not a curated record. The transcript has a single exon. NCBI's taxonomy places the organism in Eukaryota, Metazoa, Arthropoda, Insecta, Diptera, Drosophilidae. Gene Ontology annotation, cellular component: Golgi apparatus. Bases 161 to 583 code for a protein of 140 amino acids.